UGAUGAUUUCCUGAUUUUCAUCAUUCUUCCCUCUUAUGGUUGUGUAGAUGUAUUGUGAUGAUAUUUACACGUUUUCUCCCAAGUUCUCAGUUGGACUUACAUUUUUAACAUUCACUUGCUUUCUCUCCAUUAAAGGCGCUCUAUGUAACAAUUCCACCUGAAAAUAGCCCUUCGUGUCAAUGACAUACAGUAUCUGUUGUUUGAAUCUAUAGAGUAACUUGUUUACUGGCAGGUGGCCACGUUCAUUGCAUCAAAACAGCAGCUUCUUCCUGUUUCUGAGGUUGAAGACAAUAACACUACUUCGUGUCCGUGUGUUACAUGGGCUUUCUCUGGAAACUAGAGGCUGGGAAAUUCCCCCUUAUUCCACCUCAUGCUCUGUACAUGCCGAACUGUGAGGAAAACAAAAUGAUCUGUAAAUUGUUUCAUAGAACACAUUUGAAAUAAACAUUUUAUACAGCUUUUAACCAAAUGUUUCAUAGUUUAACCAAAUGUUUUGGCAGAGAAUCUAAACAAAACGGCCAGUUCUCUAACCCCAAUAAACUUGUCGAGGCUAUCGGUGUGGAAAACGUCCUUACGUAGGUACACUUCCUCUGGGUGAAUCUGCAGUGAAUAUAGGACUUUGUUGGUGGGGCUCCAUCCUUCAUUCGUCAUCAUGAAGACAUGUUGACAGAGAUUUCUUCACUGCGCGGCGUCAAUUAGUCUAGCCUACAGUAAUGUGUAAUGCUUCUUCCAUGAAGUAAUGUCACUUUGAGCGAGUUCAGAACAGUGAAAUGUGCCUGUAUCGGAAGAUAUCAAAGGGCAAAUUCACCCGUCAUUCUACAAUGACGUACAUUCCAUUACACUCGUAUCGGAGAACAUCAAAUUCAAGUCAAGGUUCAAGCCUUGUUAUUACGAGAAUGGCGGAAGGUGUAAUUCACGCUAACUGGAUCCCGUCCAACAAGAUGACUGCGUGUGCACGUUCAUUCAGGAGAAUACAGAGCAACGGUCUGUCUUACGUUGUUCAGAAGUGUGCUAAUGCAUGUGUGACUGUUGCAGGCCGACUGUCCCGGAUCUCGUUAAAGUGUCUUACUGCAGCUGGACUUCAGUAAACACAAACUCAACGACGGUUGUAAAUCCCACGGCAUACCCCUGUCUUAUACACACUCAAAAUAAUACAAACAUUGUCAUCAGUACCUGCCAUUUCCCCGUCUUCAACUAACACAGCCGUCAUGACGUUGAGCAAUCGGUAUGGAAGACAAACAACAAAGAUAUGUUUAUUUGAUGUCUUGUGAAAAUUGUAAAUGAUUGAAUCCAACCGAAACACUUUAAAAGAAGUGUUGAGCCGUUUCACAAUUGAACACUUGUUUUUUAACACUUGAAAAGAGCAUUAAACAGAUAGGAAAGUUGGAAACCAUAAGCUCUAAUUUGGUACCAAUUUUUGCUCUUUGACAUUGCGCACAGUUUUCUAGUAAAUACCAAGUUGCUUACCAUGAGCAUAACAUGCUGGAAAAAAAUUGUCACUGUAGUAAAAAUAAAUACUAUUCGUCUUAGAAGGGACCGACAAGGAGGAAGCCCUUAUAUAGCCACUGUGCAUUUCCUACCAUGGGCUUUUCACAUUCUCCAGGUCCUUACAACUUUAUGUUAUUAUAAACUCCUUCGAAUCGACCUGACUCAUCCUUAUACCGUCAAUCCCUGUGACCUCCCCCUGACGUUCUCCAUUACCUCCUUUAUAAGGAUGCACACCGUGCUACAUUUUAGAAUUUUGGGUGAAGACAGCUUUCUAGUUGUUUCUCUAUUUAUUUGUUAUUUAUUUUAUUUAUUCUGUUGACAUAUCCAGAAACAUUGCCGAACCAGAUUAUUUAUUUUUUUGCAAGAGCUCUCUCUUGUCAAUUUCAUCUCGCAAAUGUCCUUGUGUGCACACAUCUCCCUGUUCUCCUGCUCCCUUCUGGUCCUCCUAUCUCUCUCUAUAUCAUCAUAUAUUCCUGACUCCAACCCACUCCUGCUCUUCAAUGAUCAAGUCAGAGAAAGACAUCUCUACACAGAUAAUCAAAGAAAAGAACUGUUUCUGGAGAUGACCCCUGAUGGAAAAGUGACAGGGAGCCCUGCUCAGACCUUUCACAGUGUGUUGGAGAUGAGGUCAGUUCGACAAGGUGAGACAGUUAUCAAGGGUGUGUCCUCAUCCCUUUUCCUCUGUGUGGACAGCAUUGGCCAGUUGAGGGGACAGAGCCACUACACAGAGGCCGACUGCUCCUUCAGAGAGCUGCUGCUAGCUGAUGGAUACUCUCGUUUCUUCUCUUCACAUCACAAACUGUAUGUGUCCCUCGCCUCAAAAGGCUCCACACCGCAACAUGGGCUCCCGUUCUCGCGGUUCCUACCCCUGAGGAACAUUUUGGUAUCUAGAAGUAUGACGAAUACAGCUGAAAAUCGACAACAGAAUCAGCAACAGCUUGACCUGGACUCGGAUAACCCUUUCGGCAGGGGUCUCACUGGUGUUGUCAGUCCACAGUUCUCCAGGGAUAAGUGAAGUUAAAAAUUGAGUUUGUUGAUGGAAGUAUACAAUGAACCAAGUAUAUUUAUUUCAAGGUUUACUGGAUUGUAUAACCAUGUUAAUUCCUAAAGUGAUUUCUUUUCACUUGUGGUAGAAACACUGUUACUUUUAUUGCCCCGUGGCAAAUGUUUUGGCUCGAAGAGUUCGGUAAGUAGAUGGUGAACUUUAGUUCCAUAACUCUAUGAUGGGACUGACUGCUGUGUAUAUUGUCUCACUUUGAAUGUCAUGUUGAAUAUGUUAUAUGCAGUAUAUUUCACUCUUGUGUCAUGAAUUCAAGUUUGAAUCAUUGUACUGUAGCUAUAAUUUAUUGUGUUAUUUAUAUUUGAAGCCUAAAUGCAACCUAGUCUCAGAUAAUUUCGUAUUAUUCUGUAUGUAAAUCCGAGACUCACUUUUUAUUAUGAUAUGUUACAUUUCGUAUGAAUGUAGUACUUUGUGGAGGUCCAGUAUCCAUUUCGUAUUAUAUGUUACAAAUUACAAUUUGUAUGAUAUGAUACUAAUUUGCAAACGUACAAUAUGUAACGCUUUUGCAAAAAUGUAUGAUAUGUUAUCAAUUCCAAUUUUUUGGUUGCCAAUGUUAGCUAGGUGGCUAAGUGGCUAACCCUAACAUUAGCUAGCUGGCUAAUGUUAGCUAGGCUAGGGAUUAGGGUUAAGGAUAGGGUUAAAGUUAGGAGUUAGGUUAAUGGUUUAAGGUUAGGGGAAUGGUUAGCUAACAUGCUUAGUAGUUGCAAAGCAGCUAAAAAGUAGUAAGUAGCUGAAAAGUUGCUAAUUAGCUAAAAUGAUGAAGUUGUCCGUUAUGAAAUUUGAACAUGCAACCUAUGGGUUCCUAGACAUUCACGCUAUAUAUGUCAACCCAUCCACCCUCCCUUCUUACAUGAUUGCUUUAAGUAACCUUCUGUCUUAUGUAACCAUAGCAAAUGUAACAUAUCAUACUAAUUUGAGUGUCCCGGAUUUACUUUUACUAUGUUACGUUCAGUCUAUGAGACCAGGUUGCUAAAUUAUGUAUGAACAAUAGUUCUAUCUGGCUAUUGACACCAUGUCUAGGAGUUUAUUGAUAUUAUAGUCCAAGAGAGUAUUGCUAAAUAAAUAAACAAAUAAAUAAAGGGUAAUUUUGUAACACAGCUUUAUAUAUGCUCAUGUUUUCUAGUGAAGUAUGACUAGGCUGUCUGCGGAUAUCCAGUGAAAAUACCAGCUAGAUCAUGUUAUUAAUUCAAUUCUAAAACACUGAAUAACAAUACAAUGAAAAUAACAAAAGCAGCAAGGAUGCUCUAGUCGGGAUACUAAAAUGGAGGAAUAGGCAAGACAAACCCGGACAGUUCUUCUGGAGAAAUGCUUAAACACAUCACACCAUAAAUAGCUAAUAAGUGCUGAGUGUUUGGAAGGUUGUAGCCAACAUAAUGAACCCUGUGAUUUAUUAGGAUACCCAUUAGCCCGACGCCAAUGGCGACAGCUAGUCUUACUUGGGUCCGACAUAUAACGAAAAAUACAUUACAAAAGACUUUACAAUCUACAUACAUUUAAAAACAUAAACAUGUAGUGCGUGUGUGUGCAUCUAUCAGUUACACAUGGAGUACUAGGGGGUAACUAGCCCCCCCUAAGAACAAUGUGUAAUUGUUGACACAAAAAAGCAACAUUUGAAAAAUAAAAUGGUAUGUGAAUGAAGAUCAUGCUUAGGCAAAUAAAACUAUUAAGGUACCCAGGUACCAGCACAUUCA
Molecule: messenger RNA, 4239 nt
Organism: Salvelinus fontinalis (brook trout)
Lineage: Eukaryota; Metazoa; Chordata; Actinopteri; Salmoniformes; Salmonidae
Gene: fgf21
Product: fibroblast growth factor 21
Exons: 4
Coding region: 1883-2503 (206 amino acids)
Biological process (GO): positive regulation of cell population proliferation; regulation of cell migration; positive regulation of gene expression
Cellular component (GO): cytoplasm
Molecular function (GO): fibroblast growth factor receptor binding; growth factor activity
Source: RefSeq, a predicted model, not a curated record